GCCAAGGACGGAGAGAGCGGGAAGGAGGGGGAGAAGAAGAACGGCAAGUACGAGAAGCCGCCGUUCAGCUACAACGCGCUCAUCAUGAUGGCCAUCCGGCAGAGCCCCGAGAAGCGCCUCACGCUCAACGGCAUCUACGAGUUCAUCAUGAAGAACUUCCCCUAUUACCGGGAGAACAAGCAGGGCUGGCAGAACUCCAUUCGCCACAAUCUCUCCCUUAACAAGUGCUUCGUCAAGGUGCCCCGCCACUACGACGACCCGGGCAAAGGGAACUACUGGAUGCUGGACCCUUCCAGCGACGACGUCUUCAUCGGGGGCACCACCGGCAAGCUCCGCCGGCGCUCCACCACCUCUCGGGCCAAGCUGGCCUUCAAGCGAGGCGCCCGACUCACCUCCACCGGACUGACAUUCAUGGAUAGGGCAGGAUCCUUGUACUGGCCUAUGUCCCCCUUCCUCUCCCUGCACCACCCCCGGGCCAGCAGCACUUUGAGUUACAAUGGGACCACGUCCGCCUACCCCAGCCACCCCAUGCCCUACAGCUCAGUGUUGACUCAAAACUCCUUGGGAAACAACCACUCCUUUUCCACGUCUAAUGGGUUAAGUGUUGAUAGACUAGUCAAUGGAGAGAUACCUUAUGCCACUCAUCACCUCACAGCAGCAGCUCUGGCCGCCUCAGUGCCGUGUGGCUUGUCAGUUCCCUGCUCCGGCACCUAUUCCCUAAACCCUUGCUCUGUAAAUCUCCUAGCAGGACAGACGAGUUACUUUUUCCCCCAUGUUCCUCACCCUUCAAUGACUUCUCAAAGCAGCACUUCAAUGACGGCCAGGGCAGCCUCCUCCUCCACGUCGCCACAAGCGCCCUCCACUCUCCCCUGUGAGUCCUUAAGACCUUCUUUGCCAAGUUUUACAACGGGACUUUCCGGAGGACUUUCUGAUUAUUUCACACAUCAAAAUCAGGGGUCUUCUUCAAACCCUUUAAUACAUUAACAUCCAUGGGAUCAGACUGUAAGUGAACAUUUUACACACAUUUGCAUUGUAAAUGAUAAUUAAAAGGA
Molecule: messenger RNA, 1052 nt
Organism: Acanthisitta chloris (rifleman)
Lineage: Eukaryota; Metazoa; Chordata; Aves; Passeriformes; Acanthisittidae
Gene: FOXG1
Product: forkhead box G1
Exons: 1
Coding region: 85-984 (299 amino acids)
Biological process (GO): regulation of transcription by RNA polymerase II
Cellular component (GO): nucleus
Molecular function (GO): DNA-binding transcription factor activity; sequence-specific double-stranded DNA binding
Source: RefSeq, a predicted model, not a curated record